This is a messenger RNA of Drosophila sechellia, 6583 nucleotides long. It is a transcript of the gene msn, whose product is annotated as serine/threonine-protein kinase msn. NCBI's taxonomy places the organism in Eukaryota, Metazoa, Arthropoda, Insecta, Diptera, Drosophilidae. Bases 369 to 4928 code for a protein of 1519 amino acids. Gene Ontology annotation, biological process: protein phosphorylation. Gene Ontology annotation, cellular component: cytosol. The record is from RefSeq and is a predicted model, not a curated record. The transcript has 19 exons. Gene Ontology annotation, molecular function: ATP binding; MAP kinase kinase kinase kinase activity.
CGCAAUCGGGAGGAAAAAGCGAGUGGCAGAUUUUUUCUGUCUACCUACACAAACACAUACGCAGGCUGCUGCGCUGGUGUGGGUGUGUGUGUGAGGCUGGUCCAUCGGAGCGCCGCAAAAAAAAAUAUUGAAAUUGUGCAGUGUGUGCGAAGUAGCAGAUGAAUCGGCAGUGAUAAAUAAAUGCUUUAAGGGCGAGAAAAGAUUUUAAUAAGUGCUGGGGAAUAAAAAGAGCCGCGCCCCGUUUGCCAAACGUUAACUAACACAUACAAACACUCCGUCACAAAACACACACACGCACGCAGAGGCAGAGCAAAUCAGCAGCAGCAAUUCUCCAGAUCCAGAAGAACAACAUAAAAUAGCAAAUCAAAAUGGCGCACCAGCAGCAACAACAACUGGCUCCAUCGGUCAACUGUUCACUGGACGAUAUCGAUCUGACGGCCCUAAAAGAUCCAGCUGGCAUCUUUGAACUCAUCGAAGUUGUGGGCAAUGGCACCUACGGUCAGGUCUACAAGGGUCGUCACACGAAGACUGGUCAAUUGGCUGCCAUAAAGGUGAUGGACGUCACCGAGGACGAAGAGGAGGAGAUCAAGCUGGAGAUCAAUGUGCUAAAGAAAUACUCGAAUCACCGAAACAUCGCCACCUACUACGGAGCCUUCAUCAAGAAGUCACCGCCUGGGAAGGACGAUCAGCUAUGGCUGGUGAUGGAGUACUGUGGUGCUGGAUCGGUGACGGAUCUGGUCAAGUCCACCAAGGGUCAGAGCCUGAAGGAGGAGUGGAUCGCCUACAUCUGCCGCGAGAUCCUGCGGGGCCUGAGCUACCUGCACUCGAACAAAGUCAUCCAUCGCGAUAUCAAGGGGCAGAAUGUGCUCCUCACCGACAACGCCGAAGUGAAGCUGGUGGACUUUGGCGUCUCCGCCCAGCUGGAUCGCACGAUAGGACGGCGCAACACAUUCAUCGGUACUCCCUAUUGGAUGGCCCCCGAGGUCAUUGCCUGCGACGAGAAUCCCGACGCCACGUACGACAAUCGCUCCGAUCUGUGGUCGCUGGGCAUCACCGCCCUGGAGAUGGCUGAGUCACAGCCCCCGCUCUGCGAUCUGCAUCCGAUGCGCGCCCUCUUCCUGAUUCCGCGCAACUCGCCACCCAGGCUCAAAUCGAAGAAGUGGUCCAAGAAGUUCCACGGCUUUAUUGACACGGUGCUAGUUAAGGACUAUCACCAGCGGCCUUACACCGAGAACCUGCUGAAGCACGGUUUCAUCAAGGACCAGCCCACAGAUCGCCAGGUGCGCAUCCAGCUGAAGGACCACAUCGAUCGCUGCAAGAAGCGCAAGCAGGAGAAGGAGCGCGAGGACUACCGCUACUCGGGCUCCGACAACGACGACGACGAACCGCAGCUGGCCGGUGAGCACAGCUCCAUUGUCCAGGCACCAGGCGGCGACACGUUGCGCCGCAACUUCCAGCAGAUCCAGGAGGGUCGCCUGGCCGCCGAGCAGCAGCAGCAGCAUCACAUGAUGGCCCAGGCGCAGGCCCAGGCGGCUGCCGCCCAUGCCGCUGCCCAGGCCCAGGCGCAACUCCAGCAGCAGCAACAGCAGGCUGCGGCGGCGGCAGCAGCGGCGGCCCAUGCAGCACAACAGGCUCAGCAGGCCGCCCAGCAGCCACAGGCCAAUCGGCAGCCAAAACCGCCAUCGCGCCAGCAGGUUGAGGAGCCGGGUCCGCCAGCAAGGCCGCCACAGCGCCUGAUCGUGGUGCCGGAUCCGCCGCACGCCAAUCGGCCAUUGCCACCGACGCCCAAGUGCGGCGAGCCGGCGGGACAGACGCCGCAGCAACAGCAGCGCAACUCGCAGAAUAACUUCAAGCCAUCGUUACCACCAAGGAGACCUGAGGAUCAUUUGGAUGUGUUAGCAGCACAAUUAAGUGAAUUGGGCGUGGUCUUCUCCCAACAGCCACAGCCGCAGACGGCCGCCGGUGGCCAGGGAUCCCAGCAGCAGGCGCAGCCGGAGGCGCCGCCUCGCAACAAUCGCCAGUCGAGCGGUCUGUCCUCCUCCGGGGGAUCGGCAUCCGGAGGCGGCGGUUCGUCCAAGCCGGCCGCCGCUCUGCCGCCGCAGUCGAACAAUCAUCUGGGCCAGCCGGUGAACCCGCUGGAUCCCUUGGACAGCAGCGAUUCGGACAGCGAGCCGGAUGAGCCCAACGAUCGGGCCAGGAACGAUGGAACUCUACUGGCCAGUGAUCCGCCCAAGCCACUGCCCGGCUUGGGACCCGUCUCCGAGGACGCCAACACGACAACGCCCUUGAGUCACGGCAGCGGUGGACCGCCCAACCGCCCACUGCCGCCCACGCCCGACGACGACGAUCAGGCCGGCGAUCGGACUUUGAUCAUGAAGCGCAAACUAGAGCAGAACAUAAACCGCCUGCAAAAGUCCGCAUCCACAUCGCAAGCCAAUGUGACACCGUCGCGUCGCGGCGACGAAUCCAAUUUGCUGAGGGACUGGGACUUUGAUCGGUUCUUCCCCAAGAACGGAAACGGUCCGAGGGGCAGUGGACGUGGUAGUCCCACUACCACUGCCAGCCUGAGCCGAAGCUCCCAGCUGAGCACGCUGAAGGCGGAUACAAAGCUCCAAAGGGCCAGUGUGGUGGAGGCCGUCACCAGACCAGUUCCACGGGGCUAUCAGCCGCUGAAGGUCGAACCAAGUGCUAGCCAAAGUAUUGCCAAAGAACAAGGAUCAGCAUCAGGAUCCGGAUCGGGAUCGGGAAGUGCAAGUGGUAGCGGAAGCAGUGGUAGCACCAAUUCCCCAGCGCAUAAGCGCCAGGAUUCGGACUCCCGACUGCCAACGAAUUUUGAGCGCGGUUUUCGACGCGAGAACUCGGACUUCUUCCCGCUGGCCAAGAGAUACUCGGCGGUGUUCAGUGGAGCCACUGCAGCCGGAUCCACAGCGGGAUCGCCCUCAGCACAGGCUCUUCAGAGGUCAAGCGCAGUCUACCAAAGGAACAGCAUUUACAGCAGCAGCAUCAGCAGUAAGAGCAAGGAGAAUGCCGCGCCUGGAGCGCCAGGAGCAGCUGCAGCAGGAACUGCCACUGCCAGUGCCAAGCCAGGACCAGCUGCACCCACAACCACUGCCACCGCCACCAAGGGAGCUGCUCCAAAGACCUCCAAGUCCCUGGCCAACUUUCACUUCCUGCGACCGCGUCGCGAAAAGACUGAAUCCGUCAUUGUGCUGCAGAAUGCUGCCGUUCGCGCCCAAAGGCAGCAGCAACUGCAACAACAGCAGCAGCAGCAGCAGCAACUGCAGCAGCAACAGCAGCAGCAGAAUCGAGGAGGCGGCGGCGGCGGAGGAGGCGGUGGCAGCAGCGGCGUGGGCGCCGAUGGCACUGGACUGGGAACUCCUGGGACAAGGACCAGCAGCGUCCUGCCGGAUCUACUCAGCCAGGCGUCGCCGGCAACGCCACCACGCCAUGAUAAAUCAUCCAGUGAGGAGCAGUAUCAAGCGGCCAUCAGCUCAUCCGUGCAUUCCACGCCAUCGAAAUCGUUUAUCGCCAGCAGCGGAAGCGGUGGUCUCGGUUUGGGGGGCGGUACCGUUGUGGGCGGCGUGAUUAUCAGCAGCAAUCACUCGCCCCAAUCGACGAUAUCGCUCGCCUCCUCGUCCUCGAAUUCGCGCCAGAAUUCGCCCAAGAAUUCGAUCAGCAAGACGCGCUCCUCCAGCAGUAUUACUAAUCUCUUGCACAAAUCUGCUUCUUCCUCCUCCGCGAACCUGCACCACCUGACGCCCUGCUCCUCGACAUCCUCGGCCUCGAUCUCCAAUCCGCUGCCACCGCACGCCUAUGCCCUGCAACAGAAGCAGCGCAGUUUCCUGACCUUUGGCUUCGGGGCCGGCGGCUCUGGUCCUUCGCGCCGGGAAUCGCACGUCAAUGUCAACGUAACGCCCACCUCCCACGAGGCGGCCAACGACACGCCCGAGAUCCGUAAGUAUAAGAAGCGCUUCAACUCGGAGAUCCUGUGUGCAGCGCUGUGGGGCGUCAACCUGCUGAUUGGAACGGAGAAUGGCUUAAUGCUGCUAGAUCGAUCCGGUCAGGGCAAGGUCUACCAGCUCAUCUCGCGACGCCGUUUCCAGCAAAUGGAGGUGCUAGAGGGCCAGAACAUAUUGGUCACCAUAUCCGGCAAGAAGAACCGAGUGCGCGUCUACUACUUGUCCUGGCUUAAGUCGAAGAUCUUGCGCACCGACGGACUCUCCGAUCAAGUGGAGCGUCGGAACGGUUGGAUCAACGUGGGUGAUCUGCAAGGUGCUGUACAUUUUAAGAUUGUCAAAUACGAGAGGAUUAAGUUCCUAGUGAUUGCAUUAAAAGACUCUAUUGAAAUUUAUGCAUGGGCUCCCAAACCAUAUCACAAAUUUAUGGCAUUUAAGAAUUUUGGUGAACUGGAACAUCGCCCGCUUUUGGUCGAUCUCACCAUCGAGGAUCAGUCGAGACUGAAGGUGAUCUAUGGCUCCGCCGAGGGUUUCCAUGCGGUUGAUUUAGAUUCAGCUGAAGUAUACGAUAUCUAUCUUCCCAAGCAUACUCAGGGUGCAAUCAUUCCGCAUUGUAUUGUGGCGCUUCCCAACUCAAAUGGCAUGCAACUGCUGCUGUGCUACGACAAUGAGGGCGUCUAUGUGAACACUGUGGGCCGCGUUUCCAAGAACAUUGUACUGCAGUGGGGCGAGAUGCCCACCUCGGUGGCCUACAUUGGCACUGGACAAAUCAUGGGCUGGGGCAACAAAGCAAUAGAGAUACGUUCCGUCGAGAGCGGCCAUUUGGAUGGUGUGUUCAUGCACAAAAAGGCGCAGCGCUUGAAAUUCCUUUGCGAGCGAAACGACAAAGUAUUCUUCAGCAGUGCCAAAGGUGCUUCAUCGUGUCAAAUCUACUUUAUGACGCUCAACAAGCCGGGCAUGGCCAAUUGGUAAUCGAAUCCAAUCGAAACCAAUCCAAAUCAAUCCAAUCCAAUCGACGAUCGAUUAUCUUGGCAGGCAGCCUUCGAUCGACGCUCAUCGAUCGAUUUGCUCAACCGGCAACAAAAUCAACCCAUAAACAUUUUCUUCUUAUUUUACCACAAAAGGCAAACGAAAAUGAAUGAAAGUAUCUAACGUGAACACAUAAAAGAUAAUUAGCUGAUUUAAGUGAAGAGUGCAUAACGAUUAAGUGAGAUAUCCUAAACCAACAACAACAACACUCAACAACAUACCAACAACCCAAGGUCAUGAACUUGUGCUUAUGAAAUUCACCACGACAACGUUUCAAUUAGUAAAUGUGCUAAGAAAACUCGAUCAACGCGAGCCUAUAUAUAUAUAGAUAUAUAUAUAAAAUAUUCUACUUAAUAUUUAGAAACGAACAUUUCAAGCUCACUCGUCGAGGUUUUUUGUCAGAUCUGGUCAGAAAAAAAAACCGCAAUUAAAGCAAUUCGUAUCCUCCAUCCUUUCGAUGUAUGUAUAUUAACGUUACAUAACUGAACGAACACCCAGCACACACGAUUCAGAUUCAUUUCAAAUGUCGUUUCACGAUUGUGUAUGAUUUCGCUUACAAGUUAAACUUAAGUUGAAAGCCAACAGCGCAGCAUAAGCCCACAAAACAUACAAGUAUAUCGAAUUUUCUGCGCACAGCAGAAAAUAUAGAAGAAAAUAUAUGCAGUUAGUUUUUGUUCUUGAUAUUAUCAAAUAGAAUUUAUUUGUGCGUUUCUGAUAAAUACGUGUUAGUGGAGAGAGCAGAGGAAAUUUAUACAUUUUAUGCAAAUGCAAAUGGAAAUCGAAGCGAAGCGAAGCAAAGCAAACAAAACCCACAUAAAACGCCAUUGUAAAAACUAAGUGAUAAACAAGUAAAUAAUUGAUUAAUGUAAAAUAAAGCCGAAAGCAACACAAACCCAAGCAAGCUUGCAACAAUUGAGGAAAUCCAAUGGAAGUAGAGAAACGCACCACGACGUUUGCGAGGAGAGCUACCUUAAUAACGAAAUUGGAGGGAAUUACAAAACGAGAACCUAGUUAAGCUGCAUUUUUUACUGAACUUUUAUACAGAGCCAAGAGAAUGAUGAAAACAAAAGCAAAAAUAACGGAUGAACGAAUCAAGGAGGGAAAUUAAACCAAAAUUCUAUAAAUCGUAGCAUGUUAAAAUUGAUAACCAUCUCCGCUUGUUGUACUGUGUGCAUUUCUUUGUGUUUUCACUAGCUUCAAUAUCAAAAGUGGUCACGUUGCAAUAUCUCUAUAUCGAGUGCACACUCAAGUCCCCAAUGAAACACUAAUUCUGCCUUAUUUUAUGUUGUUUGCGUGAUUUCGCCCCACUCCUUCUCUUCCAAACGAAACAGUCUCAUGAAGAAGUAUAUUUAAAAUAUUGUUUGUUUUUGUGUUAUAAAAUGAUUGUACGCCCCCGUAUUUAGUAAUGUUCAUCCAAGCAAAAUGGAAAGAUAAGUGCACCAACAUGCACGUCUAAAACAACAAAAAAAGAAUAAAAGAAUUAGUAAUAAAUGCUUACUUUAUUUCUAAAAUAAAACAAGUAAAAUGGUACAGAAAUGAAUGUAAAUCUAAUUAUUAUAUAUAUAUAAUCUCAAAAUUAAAAAAAAAAUACAACAAAA